This is a messenger RNA of Hypoxylon fragiforme, 3375 nucleotides long. RefSeq lists its product as uncharacterized. The record is from RefSeq and is a predicted model, not a curated record. Bases 256 to 2826 code for a protein of 856 amino acids. NCBI's taxonomy places the organism in Eukaryota, Fungi, Ascomycota, Sordariomycetes, Xylariales, Hypoxylaceae. The transcript is spliced from 2 exons.
UCAUCAUCAAUCAAUUAACAAUUAACAAUUAGUUAUCAAUGAUCAAUGAUCAAAUAACUAAAACUAUAAUCGAUUAACAUACCCAUACGAUCCGCUCUUGAUUCAAACUUUCAACUUCAACUUCUGAAUAUCAACUUGUGAUAAGUGAUAAACAUCAUCCCACCAAAUAUCGCUUGUAAAAAAUACCCAAGUGCACAGGAAGACCCAACAACAAGUCAAGUUUGGUGCACAAUACUUUUGCGCCCCGUCUAAAAGAUGGGAAUCCUCUCGUGGAACUCUCUACAGCCUCGCGAUGGUCGCCAACCUAAGUUACCCGUUUACGAAAAUCUCAACACACCUAGUAAGGACCGAAAUUCAAACGACUCUUACGAUGAUUCCGAUGAUGACGACUAUUCCGUCACUUCGUCCUCCCCGGGCACUAAUAACUCUAGAAUAACGAGCCUUUCUAAUUCUGUCUCGGCUCCUAUUAUGCCCAAAAGAAAUUUUGCUGUUCCUCGUGGGCCUCGUCAACCGUUCGCCUACCGUCUACCAAACAAAGUAGUUCGAUACCUCUGCUUUGGCUUAACAUCUUUCAUAUUCUUAAUGAUAUUCACCCUUAUCCGCGCAAGCCAUAAUGAGAACAGACGGCUCGCUGAAGGUAGAAUCGAAAGGCCUGCAGUGGCUCCUCCUCCAUGGGAGUCUUACCCCUUCCUUAUGAGAUACUAUGGUGGUGUCAGGAACCUCGUUCCCUUCUCCAAGAAUGACCCCGAGUAUCCACGCCUCAGAGGCGAACCACCUGUAGACAAACUGUCAUACGUCAAUGAAAGCAACUGGAAACCUGAUGUACAAGAGAAAGGCCUACCUGCCAGCAAAGACUAUACCCAAUACCCCCAGAGUGUGUUCCAGAAUGCACCUGAGCAAUUUCAGGAGUGCUACCUCGACAAAGCCAAGACAGUGCGUGUACCUCCCAUUCGCUACUAUGAGGGACGUCCCAAUGGUUUCCCCGAUGCUGUGCUAGGCUCCUACGAGCUCCUUGACCUUCCUGAGGAUAUCUGUUUCGAACGAUAUGGCCGAUAUGGACCCUAUGGCUUCGGUUAUUCUGUCAGGUCUGGCGGCCUAGGUACCGGAGAGCAUGGCGAAAAGGAGGGAAUGGAGUCAACUUGGGAGAAAGUACCUCAAGUUGAUUGGAAGGGGAUGAACUGGGCAGAUAUUCAGAAACGCUGUUAUCAUGCCAACGCUGCCCGCUUCAAGGAUUUGCCGUCGGUGAAGCCGUCUCCUCAUGGUUUCUAUAUCGACGAAGGAAUCGACUCCAAUAAGGUUGUUGCACGCGAUACUCCAACGCUUGGUUCGCUUCAGUCCUCGGUUGAUGAAGUUGCCCCAGAAAAGAACUCGGCCCCAGUUUCCGAGACAAAGACUGUUCAGGAACCGCUUCCAAGAACUGCCGUGGUCAUUAGAUGCUGGGACGAAUAUUUCUGGAAAGAGGAAGAUGUUAUGAACGUCCGUUCCCUGAUCAGCGAGCUAGCGUUGGCAUCAGGUGCUCGGUACGACAUUCAUCUACUAGUUCAGGUCAAGAACGAUGCCGCGCACCCAAUUUGGGCAGAUCCCGCCGCGUAUCAAAAGCGAAUCGAUGAGACGGUACCGGAAGAGUUUCGCGGUCUCGUCACAUUCUGGACAGAAACACAAAUGCUAUCGCUCUACCAGGGCAUUUUUGAUCUCUUCACUCGUGGCCCAGAUUUGCCUGUACAUGGUGUUUAUCGUGGCUUACAGAUGGCUAUGCAAUACUUCGCUCACCAACACCCAGAAUAUGACUACUACUGGCAGUGGGAGAUGGAUAUUCGCUAUACUGGACACUACUACGAUCUACUCACCAAGGUAGAGAACUGGACUAAGAAGCAGCCAAGGAAGGGCUUAUGGGAACGAAAUUCGCGAUUCUACCUACCUUCUGUUCACGGGACGUGGGAAGACUUCAAGCAGAUGGCACGAGUGCAAAGUGAAAUGGGUACCACAGGUGCUGAUAACAUAUGGGAUAGUAUUCCGGGCGGCAACAAGCAACAGCAGAACAACCGCGGCGAUAAGCCCAUCUGGGGACCCGAAAGACCUAAAGACCCCAACGACUGGUUCGAGCCAGAGGAUGAUCCCAUGCCAGAGACCACAUACGAAAAGGACAAAUAUGUAUGGGGAGUCGGUGAAGAAGCUGAUUAUAUCACAUUCAACCCUAUGUUCGACCCAGAAGGCACUACUUGGGGCUUAGCCGACGACAUCACUGGUUACAAUACGAGUGAUGGCAACGGAAUGCCACCACGCCGAGCCCAAAUCAUCACAGCAUCGCGCAUGUCUCGUCGCCUACUCAUGAAAAUGCACCGCGAGACCGCCUACUUUAAGCACCACGCUUUCCCGGAGAUGUGGCCAGGCACGGUUGCUCUGCAACAUGGUUACAAGGGUGUAUUUGUACCACAUCCUCUGUACGUAGACCGCGAGUGGCCCGCAGAGAUUUUCGCACAUACGCUCAAUAACGGCAGAAACGGUGCCACGGGAGGUUCACGCACUUCUGUCUUUGGCCAACGCGAGCACAACCUCAUCGGACUCACAUGGUUCUACAACUCGGGCUUUGCCCCAAAUUUGUACCGAAGAUGGCUCGGGCUCAAGGUUAACAACGACGGGGGCGAGGAGUUCGAGUUGACCAUAGAUGAGAGCAAGAACGGCACGAAUGUCAAUGAAAUGCGUGGCGGCGAAGGAAGGAUGUGUCUACCGCCGAUGUUGCUGCAUCCGGUCAAGGACAUUGAACUAGCAGUCGAGGUAAACCCGGAGGAACAACUCGAAAUCCCCGAGUCAGACCCCGGGGCUUGAAGCUUGAAGGGAAACGGACCAUGGUUAGUGUCACGGUGGAAAUGGGAUGGUCUCGGAUGGAUACAUAAUGUUUGGGGCGGUUUCUAGGACUUAUGACUGAAGACGAGGGCGUUGGCUGGAUUUUUUUUUUGGUCUCGGUAAGGAUUUCUUACCGUUUUCUUCAGGGCAAGUGUGCAAAUGUGCGAACAGACAAGGCGGAGCAAGGUUUCCCCAUAGUUCUGUAUAUAUAUAUGUAACCUAUAGGCAUGUAGUGGAAGCACAUAAAUGUACACACAAAGGAAAUGACUUGGUUAAUGAGAAACGGGAAACAGCGCAAGUGCCUGAGAAGGGAAGAAAUAUGUAGGCUCUGUGUAAUCGGAAAUGAGUGUUGAUCUGAUAUAUUCCAAUGAGAGGGGAGGGUCUAAGUAUGGGAUAGAGGAAAUCUUUGUGUAUUUAUAUGCUUAUGUGCCUGCCUGGGUAUCAAGAUAGGAUUUGAGAAUGGGAUAAGCGAGUAAGCCCAGCUUCAGUGGUUCAUAGAGAAAAAUACCUAGUACUUAAACUGCUUGCCUC